Atta colombica is the source of this 823-nucleotide messenger RNA. RefSeq lists its product as uncharacterized. The record is from RefSeq and is a predicted model, not a curated record. The transcript has 4 exons. The coding region runs from base 265 to 774 and encodes 169 amino acids. Lineage: Eukaryota; Metazoa; Arthropoda; Insecta; Hymenoptera; Formicidae.
CACACACUCAAAAUCAAUGUAUUGCAUUUUAUGCGGAAAUCGCAAGAAAUCUGUUUUCUAUCAUGCAUUUUCUAAGCAAAAGAAAAUUCGCAAGCAGUGGCUAGAAUUCUGUGAAAUCGAUGAACAUAUUCUGAACAUGGCUACUAUGUUCAAAUCAUUUUCGUGAAGAAUUAAAGAUACCUUUACUAAGUUUUAAUACUAAAACUCAAUGCUGUUAUAAAGAAGAAGACAAUAUCUGAACAAUCAAACUUUGCUCUGAAGUUUAUGAUAGCACAAAACAGAAAUAUAAUGUUAUUGACAAUACAAAUAUCCAUUGCAAUGUAUCAGUUAAAGCACGACGAGAUAUUAUUAAAGACCGUCAACUGGACAAAUUUUCGAUAUAAAAAGGGCUCCAAGAGCCUGAAGGUAUCCAAGAAGAGAAGAGCGAUAAGAGGUAUGAUAAGGAGAAUAAGGAGAGAACUGAUGGAAAGGGAUGAAGAAGAAAAAGAGAUCAAAGGAAUAAUGAUAGGGAGGAUAAGGUGUGGAAAAAAUAGUUGGAGGAUAAUGGGAAUCUAUAGGGAUGGAGGAGAUACUGGAGGAUUUAAGGAUUGGAUGGAGGAAAAAGGAAAGAUGAAAACAAUAGAAGGAGGAAAUUUUAAUGCGAGAACGGGGAUAGAGAAAGGAUGGUUUGAAGGGGAAGAAUGUGAGGAAGAAAAACAAGGAAGGAAUUCAAAGAAUAAAAAGAUAAAUGGAGAAGGGAGGAAAUUGUUAGAAUUCAUUAGUGAUAGAGGAUGAACAAUUUUGAACAGAAGAAUAAAAGACAAGGAAAGGAAAUGAAUAUAUA